Messenger RNA from Phytomonas sp. EM1, 1293 nucleotides. The record is from the annotation of a GenBank genome assembly. Lineage: Eukaryota; Euglenozoa; Kinetoplastea; Trypanosomatida; Trypanosomatidae.
AUGCUUCGAAACGCAAUAUCCCUUUUGAUGCGGAGAAAACAUAGCCAAAAAGCCUGGUCUCCGCAAGUCACCAACACAGGGGCCGCACCACCCACUGGCAUCACAUCUCAGGAGGCACUUCAAAUCGUGUAUCGUCCGAUGCCGCCUGAGCAGACAGUCGAAUACGAGGAGGACUUCGGCACCAACCUCAUGAUUCAUCGCGAGUUCAUCUCCAAAAAGCGCCGCGAUCAAAUGAGCUUCGAUAUUUCGCCGCUAGUUUACAGUGAUGUAGAGCUGCGACGAGGGCAGAAGCAUCUAGCAGGGAUUAUGAAUAAGGAGCGUAAUGCAGUGCCCAUUGGCAUGGCGGGAAGCGAGAACGACAGGGUUCCUUUUAAUGUGGAGGUUGACCCUAAAACGAAAGAACUCCAGGGCGCGCGGUAUUUUUUCAACGAAAACCGCAUGCGCUACUGUGACCGCUUUCAAGAAUUUUUCCACACCACGCUCGCCAAAAGGAUGGGUGGGGAUGGUAUGGAUACUCAGUUUCUUUUUUCUCUUAUGGAGGCCUGUGCGAUUAUAUACGGUUGCGAUACGCACGAUGCGCGCGAGGUGUAUUAUCAGGUGUUCGGCAGCGUGGAUUUGGACUCGUUGGAGAGAGAUGAGCAGGAACUUCGGCAGCGCCGUCAGAACGCGGCUGACGUGCAACGUAAUCUGUGCGACUCCAGCUCAGGCUGCGGCCCUGCAACCUCUUACGAGGUCGUACAAGAAACCAUUAAUUCGUUACCAUCCCUCUUUGAGGAUGAACCGGGGGGAAGUGGUACAACGAUCCAAGGCGAACGCCACUUGGCCGCAGAUGCCGGGAACUCUGAUAAAAUAACGGUGAAGGAGAAUAAUACAUCGUCCGGUGAUGAUUUGCGCGAGUACAAAAUAUCUGGUUCAGUCUCUUAUGCUGGUUUACCUCCCGACUACGCCAUGCUUUAUAAAGCGUAUCUCGCUCAUGCCCGAGGAGAGUCGCCGAUCGCAUCUUACGAUAUUUCCACGUUAGCCGCUACUGAAUCUCUGGUACGGAGGCGGCGCUGGCGUCACCUCAUGGAAAAGCUUGUCCGAGAAGAUUAUUUAAACUUGUCCGAUGACGAAUUAAAAGAUGCCACACUACUAAAUGAGCAGCUACAUACUAUCAAAUUUAUGGAUUUGAAGGUUGGCGAUACGGUGCAAGAAAUUUUAGCAUUAUUGCAACGUGAAACGGGUGAUGGUGGAUCUUCUCAUCGAGAUACCCCAUUGGAGCAGUUGCCGUCAAACCCCGAAAGGCGUCUAUAA